UCAAGCUCAGCUACUCUCCAACAAUGGCUUCCUUGGAGAUCUCACUAGGUGGGUUCUCUUGGGUUUGUGGGGAAGAACUUGAUCUGGGUUCUUUUUGUAUUCAAAGAACUAUAUUAGAUGUCUUGAAUCUCCUGUUUCUCUUUGUUUUCUCUGUGAUUUUGGUUAUAGGCUAUAUUAGAAAACAUGAGAUUAGUGGGUGCAGCAGGAGGGAUUGGGUCUCUGGGGGUGUUUCAAUCUGUUGUGCUCUUACUGGCAUUGCAUACGUCAGUGCUGGUUUCUGGGAUUUAGUUGUGAGAAAUGGUGGGUCUCAGCCUUUGGGUUGGUUGGUUUACUUUGUUAGAGGGCUAACUUGGAUAUCUUUAGCAGUUUCACUGCUUGUUCGAAGUUCCAAAUGGAGCAGGAUUCUUAGUUUCCUUUGGUGGUUGACUUUCUUCUCAUUGGUUUCAACCCUAAACAUUGAAAUUUUGGUAAAAACUCACAACAUCAAAAUCUUUGACAUAGUGCCAUGGCUUGUGAACUCCUUGCUUAUCUUUUGUGCAUUUAGGAACAUUUUCCAUUCUGUCUCUGAAGAUACUACCCCAGAUAAGAGUGAGUCUGAACCUCUACUGGCCAAAAAGCCUGUAAGAAGAACUGAAUUAGGGAAGAUUGGCUUUAUUAGUAAGUUGACAUUUUCUUGGAUUAAUCCUAUACUUUGCUUGGGUUACUCGAAACCAUUAGUCCUAGAGGACAUUCCUCCUCUAGCAUCAGAAGAUGAAGCUGAACUAGCCUACCAAAAGUUUUCUCAAGCAUGGGAAUGUCUUCAAAGAGAAAGAAGCUCAAGCAGUACUGAUAACUUGGUUUUUCGGGCAUUAGCCAUAGUCUACUUGAAGGAAAUGAUUUUUGUAGGGCUCUGUGCAUUGCUUAGGACAAUUUCUGUAGUAGUUUCUCCUUUGUUGCUUUAUGCAUUUGUAAAGUAUUCAACUCGCGAUGAGGAAAAUUGGCAAGAGGGCGUCUUCUUAAUGGGGUGUUUAAUCAUUUCCAAGGUGGUUGAAUCUGUGUCUCAAAGGCAUUGGUUCCUCAAUGCCAGGAGGUUUGGGAUGAGGAUGAGAUCAGCUUUAAUGGUGGCAGUAUAUCAGAAGCAGCUCAAGCUUUCAAGUUUGGGAAGGAGAAGGCAUUCAUCUGGUCAGAUUGUGAAUUAUAUUGCGGUUGAUGCUUAUACAACAGGGGAAUUUCCUUGGUGGUUCCAUUCAGCAUGGAGUUACAUCUUGCAACUUUUUUUGUCCAUUGGAGUCCUCUUUGGGGUUGUGGGUGUUGGUGCUCUUUCAGGCUUAGCCCCUCUUCUCAUUUGUGGACUUCUUAAUGUGCCAUUUGCAAAGAUAUUACAGAAGUGUCAAUCCCAACUUAUGAUGGCCCGAGACCAGCGACUCAGGUCUACUUCUGAGAUCCUUAACAGUAUGAAAGUCAUCAAGUUACAGUCAUGGGAAGAUAAAUUCAAGAACUUCAUUGAAUCUCUCCGGGAUGUUGAAUUCAAAUGGUUGGCUGAAGCACAGUAUAAGAAGUGUUACAACACUGUACUGUAUUGGAUGUCUCCAACCAUUGUCUCUUCAGUUACCUUCCUGGGAUGUGCCCUUUUUGGGAGUGCCCCAUUAAAUGCCAGCACCAUUUUCACCAUUGUUGCAGCCUUGCGGUGCAUGGGAGAACCUGUCAGAAUGAUACCUGAGGCUAUAUCUGUUAUGAUCCAAGCCAAGAUCUCCUUUGAGCGGCUCAAUGCAUUUUUUCUGGAUGAUGAGCUCAAGAGUGAAGAAAUGAGAAGGGUUACAUUGCCAAAUUCAGAUCACAGUGUUGUAAUAAAUGGGGGUAAUUUCAGUUGGGAACCAGAGUCAACCGUUCUAACACUCAGAGAUAUAAAUUUGGGAGUUAAAAGGGGGCAGACAUUAGCAGUUUGCGGACCAGUUGGGGCAGGGAAAUCAUCAUUCUUAUUUGCUAUACUUGGAGAGAUACCAAAAAUUUCAGGAAGUGUCGAUGUGUUUGGUUCCAUUGCCUAUGUUUCUCAGAGUUCUUGGAUUCAAAGUGGGACGAUUCGCGACAACAUUCUCUGUGGAAAACCAAUGGACACAACCAAAUAUGAGAAAGCCAUAAAGGCAUGUGCCUUAGAUAAGGAUAUAAACAGUUUUGACCAUGGUGAUGAAACAGAAAUCGGUCAGAGAGGGCUUAAUAUGAGUGGAGGACAGAAACAGAGGAUUCAACUUGCUCGGGCUCUCUAUAAUGAUGCCGAUAUCUACCUCCUGGAUGACCCUUUUAGUGCAGUAGAUGCACAUACAGCUGCAAUUCUUUUCAAUGACUGUGUCAUGGCUGCUCUACAGCACAAAACUGUCAUGCUAGUGACUCAUCAAGUGGAGUUUCUUUCUCAAGUUGAAAAAAUCCUGGUUCUGGAAGGUGGACGAGUAACUCAAUCAGGAAGCUAUGAGGAGCUCUUGACAACUGGGACAGCAUUUGAACAGCUUGUAAAUGCUCAUAAGAAUGCAAUAACAAUAUUGGAUCUUUCAAAUAAUGAAAGAGAAGAAACUCAAAAAUUGGAUCAUAUUCUACCAGAGGUGUCUCAUGGAUCUUGGCCCACUAAAGAAAGGAGCGAAGGGGAGAUUUCCAUGAAGGGUCUACAUGGAGGGCAGCUCACUGAAGAAGAGGAAAUGGAGAUUGGCGAUGUUGGGUGGAAGCCAUUCUGGGAUUAUCUCCUUGUCUCAAAGGGAGCACUACUGAUGUUCUCAGGCAUGAUAGCUCAGUGUGGUUUUGUUGCCCUUCAGGCUGCUUCAACCUAUUGGCUAGCACUAGGCAUUGAAAUUCCCAAGAUCAGCAAUGGCAUGCUAAUUGGAGUUUAUGCUGGAAUUUCAACCCUAAGUGCCGUCUUUGUAUACCUGAGGUCUUUCCUUGUAGCUCGUCUAGGAUUAAAAGCUUCUAAGGCCUUCUUUUCAGGUUUUACCAGUUCGAUUUUCAAUGCUCCAAUGCACUUCUUUGACUCUACUCCAGUUGGGCGAAUCUUGACUCGAGCUUCCUCAGAUUUGACUGUUUUGGAUUCAAAUAUACCCUUCUCCAUUAUCUUUGUACUGUCAGCUGGUAUCGAUAUUCUAACAACCAUUGGAAUUAUGGCCUCAGUCACAUGGCCAGUUCUCAUUGUAGCCAUUUUCGCUAUGGUAGCUGCAAAAUAUGUUCAGGGGUAUUAUUUAGCCUCUGCAAGGGAGCUAAUAAGGAUCAAUGGUACAACAAAAGCUCCUGUAAUGAAUUAUGCAGCCGAGACAUCCCUUGGAGUGGUCACUAUAAGAGCUUUUAACAUGGUGGACAGAUUCUUCCAAAACUACCUAAAGCUCAUAGACACGGAUGCAAAGCUAUUUUUCUAUUCUAAUGCAGCAAUGGAAUGGCUAGUUUUAAGAAUAGAAGCACUUCAGAAUCUAACUCUAGUCACUGCUGCUCUUCUUCUUGUUCUACUUCCCAAGGGUUAUGUUGCCCCAGGGCUUGUGGGGCUAUCUCUUUCUUAUGCUCUGGCACUGACAGGCACCCAAGUGAUGCUGUCUCGAUGGUAUUGUAACUUGUCGAAUUAUAUGGUUUCAGUUGAACGGAUCAAACAGUUCAUGCACAUACCAUCUGAGCCUCCUGCAAUUGUGGAUGGAAAGCGACCACCAUCUUCAUGGCCUUCCAAGGGUAGGAUAGAGUUACAAAAUCUCAAGAUAAAAUACCGCCCAAAUUCUCCACUGGUUCUGAAGGGUAUCACUUGCAUAUUCAAAGAAGGGACUAGAGUAGGGGUCGUUGGAAGGACUGGAAGCGGCAAAACUACACUGAUAAGUGCUCUAUUCCGACUAGUAGAGCCUGAAAGCGGGACAAUCCUGGUAGAUGGACUUGACAUUUGUUCUAUAGGUCUGAAGGAUUUGAGAAUGAAGCUCAGCAUCAUCCCUCAAGAGCCAACUCUUUUCAAGGGUAGCAUUCGAACUAACUUGGAUCCUCUAGGCCUCUACUCUGAGAAUGAAAUAUGGGAGGCUCUAGAGAAGUGCCAGCUUAAGGCCACAAUCAGUAGUCUUCCAAACUUGCUAGACUCAUCUGUGAGCGAUGAAGGUGAGAACUGGAGUGCCGGGCAACGCCAGCUCUUCUGCCUUGGACGAGUUCUACUCAAGAGAAACAGAAUCCUUGUUCUAGAUGAAGCCACUGCAUCCAUAGACUCUGCCACUGAUGCAAUUCUGCAGAGAAUUAUCAGGCAGGAAUUCUCAAACUGUACAGUGAUUACAGUAGCUCACAGAGUUCCAACAGUCAUGGACAGUGACAUGGUCAUGGUCCUCUCUUAUGGGAAGCUUGUGGAGUAUGAUAAGCCUUCAAAUCUUAUGGAGACCAACUCCUCCUUUUCAAAGCUUGUAGGUGAGUACUGGUCCAGCAGUAGGAGGAACUCCUAAUUGAGACCUGAAAUUGAAACUAUUUUUUCAAUGAUCUUUUGUUUUCUUCAACAAACAUGAACUGUUUGUUAUAUCAAGCCUAAUGACUAGUGAAUAUAAUUGUUUCUAACA
Messenger RNA from Vitis riparia (riverbank grape), 4523 nucleotides. RefSeq names its product ABC transporter C family member 8-like. NCBI's taxonomy places the organism in Eukaryota, Viridiplantae, Streptophyta, Magnoliopsida, Vitales, Vitaceae. Gene Ontology annotation, molecular function: ATP hydrolysis activity; ABC-type transporter activity; ATP binding. Gene Ontology annotation, cellular component: vacuolar membrane; plant-type vacuole. Gene Ontology annotation, biological process: transmembrane transport. The transcript is spliced from 12 exons. The record is from RefSeq and is a predicted model, not a curated record. Bases 24 to 4412 code for a protein of 1462 amino acids.